This is a messenger RNA of Glarea lozoyensis ATCC 20868, 2235 nucleotides long. RefSeq lists its product as uncharacterized. The transcript has 2 exons. The record is from RefSeq and is a predicted model, not a curated record. Bases 1 to 2235 code for a protein of 744 amino acids. NCBI's taxonomy places the organism in Eukaryota, Fungi, Ascomycota, Leotiomycetes, Helotiales, Helotiaceae.
AUGUUAUUUCGAUCUUUAUACCUCCUCGCCAUAGGGCUGAGCGGGACGCUUGCUCUACCGAAUCCCCCUGUUUACCCCACAUUAGCAAUUCCCAGUACUGUUCCGAAACCCACCCCAUCCAAACCAUGUCUGAAAAUGUUUUGCCCAUUGAACGGUUUAGCCGUUUGGGACAAGGAGUUCAAGAAGUGCACCUGUCGACCACUACCAAACCCUGUUGAAAGGUUGAGAAGUGAGCUCGAACAACGGCAAUUUGAUGCACAGAGUUGUUUCAAACUUAUCAAGUGUGCAAAUGGAUAUGUUGCGAAUUGGGAUGAAAAGACGAAGAAUUGUGGAUGUAUCCCAGAUCCUUCAGUCAUAUGUCUUACGGCCACGGAGUGCGUUUCUGGGUCUCAUCCGGUAUGGAAUAGCAAGAAGAAGACUUGCAGUUGUGUACCAAAUUACGAGGAACCGGUAGAACCAGUAGAUCCAGUUACUAUCUGCCUGGCAGCAACAACAUGCAGUUUCGGAUCAAAUCCAGUCUGGAAUAGCGAAAAGAAGACUUGCACAUGCGAAGCCAAUACGAUUGAUCCAGCAACAUGUCCGACAAUCAAAUGUUCAUCCGGAUUCCACCCUCUCUACCAUCCAGAAACCAAGCAAUGUUCCUGCGAACCAAACGUUCCGGAUCCAUCAACCUGUUCAAACAUCCGCUGCGCAUCCGGCACCACCCCUUUCUGGGUCGCAGAAACCAAUACCUGUAUCUGCAAAAUCACAAACCCGAUCCCCCCAGCCUGUCCAAAAAUCAAAUGUCAAGAAGGAAACCACGUCGUCUACCACCCCGAAGCCAAGACCUGCACCUGCGACAUCGACUGUCCCGACCUCAUGUGUCUCGUCACCACAACCCCAUCCUACAACUACACAACCAACAUCUGCUCCUGCGUCAAAAUUCCCGGCAUGGAAGGAACCCCCACCAUCCCUCCCACCAUCAAACAGCGCGACAUCCUCCCCCCAGCAACCCCCUGCACAGACAUGAUGUGCGUCGACGAAAAAUUCCCCAAAUUCAACACCACGACGCAAACAUGCGAAUGUGUCUGGCAAGCGGGUCUAGAACCGAAUCCCGAUGGCGCACUUUGUCCGGAUACGAUGUGUGUCGCGGAAAAGGAACCGAUUUAUAAUACCACGAAUGGACUGUGUUAUUGUGACUGGCUGCCGGAUUUCUGGUAUAAGAGAACUCCGAGACCUGUUACGUUGCCGGUUGAGAGUGUGGAAUCGAAUGAGAAUCCGCCGAAACCGACUUUAAGCCCGCCAAAACCUACAUGUCCCCUCAUGAUCUGCAUCUCUGAAAUGCGACCUGUGUACUCUCCUGCGGAGGGGAAAUGUAAAUGUGAAUGGAUCCCAGGAUUACAGCCUUCCCCCAUCUCGACGAAGACGAGGUAUCCGUUGCCGUCGCCGAGUAAGACGAAAUAUCCGUUACCGCACCCGACGGUGGGGUGUCCGGAUCUGCUUUGUAUUGCGGAGAAAACUGCUGUGAGGGAUCCGAGUACGGGGGCGUGUGGGUGUGUGUGGAUUGAGGGGUUUGAACCGGUGAAAGAACGUGGUUUGGAUGAAAGGAAGGCACCGAAAGAUUUAUGUGCUGGAUGGGCUUGUAUUGCGGAAAUGAUACCGACGCCUAACUUCAAAACUCAAAGCUGCAACUGCGUCUGGAUCCCCGGCUUCGGCCCUACCUCAAACGAAGAGAGGACUGUGGAUGAAAGAGUCGCGCCGAAAGAUCUCUGCGCAAAUCUCUCUUGUAUCGCGGAAAUGAUACCUACACCGGAUUAUGAGAGAAGGAGUUGUGGGUGUCAGUGGCUGCCGGGAUUUGGUCCGACUAGAAGGGAGAAGAGGAAUGUGGAAAGGAGGGAGGCAGAGAGUGUACCAGCGUGUUUCAACGUCACCUCGAAUUCCUGGCUCACAUGUCCGGAUCCGAUGGAAAGGCCUAGGUGGGAGGGGGGACGGUGUGUUUGUGAUUCUACGAGCAGUUCUACCUUACUCACAGCAUCUCCACCAACUCCUACACCGCCUAACCCGACGGCGCCGGCUACAUAUACGAUUCCGACGACGAGUAAAGUGGUAGCAACGACGAAAUUACCGGGCGGAGGAGGGACAGGGGGGAUGUGUAGAGGGGUUUAUUGUAUCAGUGAACAACAUCCCGUGUUUGAUCCGGAGAGGGGGAGGUGUGUUUGUGUGUGGAUUGAGGGGUUUGGACCUGUGGGUAGUUAA